Molecule: messenger RNA, 1908 nt
Organism: Fonsecaea multimorphosa CBS 102226
Lineage: Eukaryota; Fungi; Ascomycota; Eurotiomycetes; Chaetothyriales; Herpotrichiellaceae
Exons: 10
Coding region: 1-1908 (635 amino acids)
Molecular function (GO): flavin adenine dinucleotide binding; monooxygenase activity
Source: RefSeq, a predicted model, not a curated record
AUGUCGGACACGGACUCUGCGUCGAUAUAUCCCCUACCGGAUCUUCCAGUCAGCCUACCCAGCAUCCCGAUUCCCGAAUUCAUAGAUGUAGAUGCUCUAUCUAACUACUUCAAUUCCUCCUUCGAGGUUCUGGGUGAAGCUCAUUUCCUCCGGGAUGCGGUAUGGCGCGACACAUUGGUCAUGACCGGCACCAUGCGGACAUUUUACUCCGCUCAAAGCAUAGCAGCUGCGUGGAAGGAUACAGCGGCAACACACAAGCCAACCAACUUCCAGGUUACAGGCAAACCCCGUGUUCACAGAGCGGGAGAUGCUCACUGGGUAAACAUCCAAUUCAAAUUUGAGACUCAGGGUUUACCGGCCAUAUACGCGGACGGACUUCUUUCAGUUGUUCCAGACAAGGAUGGUAUCUGGAAAAUCUGGGUUAUGCGCACGAUCAUCACGGAUCUCGUUGGCCAACCAAAGGUCGACAAGCUGGAACCAACAUAUAAUUUGAACGGAGAGAAGCUGUCAAACGGCACGAACGGUCACAGCGAGCAGCCAACUGACUACACCACAAACGGCACUACUUCAAGUGGCACCCUCACAAAUGGAGAGUCCAAACACGGUGUGGACUUUGAAGCGGUUGUCAUCGGCGGCGGCCAGGCAGGCUUAUCCGUUGGUGGCCGACUGAAAGCGCUAGGUGUAAAGUAUGUUGUCCUGGAUAAAUACGAGGAGGUGGGAGACAGCUGGGCAAAAAGAUACGAUUCUACUAGAUUGCACACGGUCCGCGAGUUUGCUCAUUUGCCAUUCGAAAGAACUUUCCCCGCGACUUAUCAAGAAUGGCUUGUCAAAGAUGACCUUGCGAAAGGGCACCGCGAAUGGGUCAAAAAGUUUGACAUUAAUAUCUGGCAGAGCACCACUGUUCUCUCGGGAACAUGGAUCGCAGAGAAAGCGAUCUGGGAGCUGAAGCUCCUACGCCAUGGCGAGGAGAAAACCAUUACUUGCUCCUACGUCACACUUGCAGUGGGCGCCAACUCUCGCUUCCCUAUUGCCCCGACAUACGAAAACCGAGAAGCAUUUAAGGGUCUUGUACUACACUCAUCCGAAUACACAAACUCCAAGGGAUGGGCUGGGAAGCACGGCAUAGUCGUGGGCAGUGGGAACACAGCCCACGAUGUGGCCGAUGACAUGGAACGUGCCGGGCUGGCUUCAGUGACAAUGGUCCAGAGAAACCCAACCUUUGUCAUACCCGUGGAUCUGUACAGAGAGACCCACGACCUCCUCUACAACGAAAGAAUCCCAACCGAGUUCGCCGACAUGAUGUUCUUCACAGGCCCAUCGGUUUUGACCCCCUUGUUGGCCGGAAAGAUGCUGCACGCUAAGAUUCGUGCUAAUCCUGAUCGAUUUGACGCCUUGGAAAAGGCUGGUUUCCUUCUGGAUCGUUACGCAGACAUGGGUAAGAUCAUCUUCGUGAAGCAGGGAGGCCACUAUAUGGAUGUCGGAACUUCAGGAAAGAUCGCUCAGGGCCUAAUUAAGAUGCAGACCGACUCGUUACCCGUCCGCUGGGUUGAGGACGGCCUCGUGUGCGCUGACGGCCACCAUUUGAAAGCGGAUGUCGUCCUCUUUGCGACUGGAUUCGUCGGCAAUAUGCGACUCCUCGUCGCCGAACUCCUGGGCACCGACACUGCUGCUCAGGUACAGGACUUCUGGGGCUUAGACGCAGAAGGUGAACUACGUGGCGCUUUUAAACCAUCCGGUCAUCCCGCUUUCUGGUACACCGGCGGAGCAAUCGGCCAAGCGAGAUACAUGUCCCGUCACAUCGCUCUGCAAAUCAAAGCCAAAGUCCUAGGCACUCCUCUCCCCAUGUACACCCAAACACCUCCCCGGAAUAACAGCCCGCAGUAUAAGAAACUACCACUGGUGUCAUGA